AUGUCAGACACACAGCGAACAACGACCGAGCAAAAUGCUUCUAGCGACAAGGAGGCACGAUCCGGGUCCGUCGAACUGGUCACCCCGCCAGAGCCGGCUAGUCCUCCGGAACCCGUCAUAGUCUACCCUGGCCUUGUGCUGAGCGUUGUGCUGAACUUCGCCUUACUUUUGGCUAUGUUCCUAGUAGCGUUGGAUAUGAGUAUCAUUGCUACCGCGAUUCCCACGAUCACUGCCGAAUUUCACAGCGUCGACCAAACCGGUUGGUAUGGCUCUGCGUUCUUCUUGGGCCUGGCCGCCUUCCAGGCAUUUUGGGGGAAAGCAUACAAACACUUCUCACUGAAGAUUGUCUUUCUGACAUGCAUUGGGCUCUUUGAGAUCGGUAGUCUAAUCGUCGCCGUUUCGCCUAAUAGUACAUGCCUUAUUGUUGGACGCGCUGUGCAGGGCAUGGGCGGUGCCGGUGUCACUGGUGGUGUUUACACUCUCCUCACCUUCAUUACGAGACCUGAACAUCGGCCCGCCGUCCUAGGUCUCUCUAGUGUUGUCUGGAGUUGCUCUUCUGUUUUGGGUCCCGUGCUUGGUGGUGUCUUCACCCAAUACGUGACUUGGCGAUGGUGUUUCUGGAUCAACCUACCGAUCGGUGGUACCACAAUGCUCCUCGUUCUGUUCUUCUUCAAAACACCUGCACAUUCCCGUGUCGCUAAGGCAAAGCUCAGCGAAAUCCCUUUCCUGUUCGAUAUACCCGGAAUACUGAUCCUACUUGGGGCUAUGACUUGUCUUCUACUGGUACUAGAGGAAGGUGGUGUUGACAGGCCUUGGAAUAGCGGCUUCGUCAUAGGACUGCUCGUUGCUUUUGGUGUGCUCAUGAUCAUUCUGACAUUAGCGGAAUGGAAACAAGGAGAGAAAGCUAUGGUUGUCCCUCGUAUUAUGAAGCGCAGAAGUAUCAUUGCUCUCGGCCUAUUCAAUCUUACCGCCCAGGGCUCCGGUUUCGCACGAACGUACAAUCUGCCUAUCUACUUCCAGGCUGCCCAAUUAGUCUCGGCGUCUGAAUCAGGUGUUCGUACGCUUCCCACGGUUCUCACCACCUCUAUUUUCAGUUUCCUCGGGUCUCUUCUUCUCGGGAAGGUCGGCUAUUACCAACCAUUUCUGUUCAUCGGUGGCAUCUUCGUCGCUGUAGGCUCCGGCAUGAUAUACACUCUUGAACCCAACUCCACGGCAGGGCAGUAUAUUGGUUAUCAAGUCUUGGCGGCAAUUGGGUCCGGUUUGGUAAUCCAAGUCAAUGUUAUUGUCGCACAAGCAUUCUCAUCUCGUGCUGACAUAGCAGUUACUGUCGCUAUCGUCCUCCUUUGGCAAUUUGUUGGAGGUACCAUCGGUGUCUCGGCCGCGCAGAACAUUAUGAACAAUGUCAUCCUGCAAUCGCUACCAACAGAUAACCCCAACCUAUCGCCUUCCGCCGUUCUCGCAGCUGGAUCUGGUGAUCUACGUGCGUUAUUCCCUGAUCCUGACGACCUUAACAUCGUGGUCAAUGCGUACAUGCGCGGCCUCAAGGCUGCUUGGAUCUGGAGUAUCGCCCUCUCAAGCUUAGCGGUCGUCAUAUCCCUGGGUGCUGAAUGGAAAAGUGUGCGAGCCGACGAUGUCAAGAAACGGGCAGAAAGUAAGGCGGCGAAAGCAGUGGCUGACGCUUGA
This is a messenger RNA of Hypoxylon trugodes, 1683 nucleotides long. RefSeq names its product putative MFS transporter. The transcript is spliced from 4 exons. Gene Ontology annotation, molecular function: transmembrane transporter activity. The record is from RefSeq and is a predicted model, not a curated record. NCBI's taxonomy places the organism in Eukaryota, Fungi, Ascomycota, Sordariomycetes, Xylariales, Hypoxylaceae. Gene Ontology annotation, biological process: transmembrane transport. The coding region runs from base 1 to 1683 and encodes 560 amino acids.